Molecule: messenger RNA, 1112 nt
Organism: Amphibalanus amphitrite
Lineage: Eukaryota; Metazoa; Arthropoda; Thecostraca; Balanomorpha; Balanidae
Product: pro-resilin-like
Exons: 4
Coding region: 160-1071 (303 amino acids)
Cellular component (GO): extracellular matrix
Source: RefSeq, a predicted model, not a curated record
AAAGCUGGACGGUGUGGGUCGCGCUGACCGGUGGAGUUUGACUGGCGGACUGAACGGCUGGGACUGAGCAGCUGCAGGACUGAGCGACUGCAGGACUGAGCGGCUGCAGAACUGAGUGGCUGGGACUGGGACUGACGUGUGUUAUCGUGCCCAAAGGACAUGAAGCUGAGAACAACGUUGGUGCUGCUGCUAGUGGUGCUGCUCGGUCUGCUGCUUCUGGAGGCCGACGGGGCCCGGUCCGGCAGGCCCGGACGUCCGGGGAAACCUGGCCGACCCGGAGUGCGGGCCGGAGCGCCCAGAGGCCGGCCCGGAGUCCGGGGUCGCGUCAGAGGGCACGCCAGGGGCAAGGUUCGCGGCAAAAGGCCGACCAAGGGCCGCAAGCCAGUCGUGCACAAGGAGGUGCCGGAGCGGACUCCCGUCUACCUGGAGUUAGCCGGAGAGGAGCGGCCGAUUCCCGUGUUUCCGCUGGCUCCCGGCUCCGGCCACGAGCCCUUCACAGUGCGCGUGGCGGCUCCGCUGUCUGAGCCAGAGUCGGCGGCCUCCCCGGCCUCCUUCCAGCCGCCGCAGACAGUGCAGUCGUUCGUCGCGGCCGAUGCCGACGGAACGACAGGGGCGACGCGGCCGAUCUCGCAGUUUGACCUGUUCGGCGACGACUUCUUCGAUACGAGCGCCGCCGGGCUCGGCCGGGCACCGCCGCAGUUUCCCACCUUUGAGACGGUGUUCGAAGGGGCGCCGUCGCGACGCAGGGGGGCCAGGAAGCUGUCUCCGCCGGCGGAGGACGCAGUGCUGGGAUCCGGUGUCCCCGUGCGGGACACUGAUAGUCAGUCCCUCGACGCAGACGGCGGCAUCGAGUACGAGUACGGUUAUCUGGUGGACGGACGACGUGAGUCGGGGGCCGCCUUCGGUCUGCAGCAGGCGGCGGCUGACGGCAUCACACGCGGCCGGUACGAGGUGCAGCUGCCCGACGGUCGCACCCAGGUGGUGACCUACACCGCGGGAGGUCAGGAUGGUUACCAGGCGGAGGUCAACUACAUCGGAGAGGCGGUCGAGCAGCCGGCGGGCAGUCUGUGAGGCUGAGGGGAGGGAGGGGCGAAGAAGAUGGGCGUCUGUGU